CUUCCAGAUCCCACAUUGCUGCUACCGGUAUUGACUAUCAGGGGCACGACGUCGGAGGAAAGAGAACCGCUCACGAGCGGAUUCUACCCGAGUCUGCAGCAUUAAACGCGCGGAGCGCAAGAGAUCGUGGGCUAAGGCAUGGCCCCCAAAACCGUCGCUGUCAGCCUCGGCUUUUCCGCAUUGCUGAUCAUUAGCAUUUUCUUAGGCUUGACCUGGGCAAUAAAGGCCCAACCGGUCGUCCCCUGCCAGGCCCCGCUGCAAUGGGAAGGCCGCACGGUGGAGUACGACCACAGCAGCGGCAGGAAUAUCCGUGCCAUGGUGUCUUACGACAGUCCCAACCAGCGCCUCCGUGUUCUGGAAGAAAAAAAGAGGUUCGUCCCUUGCAAAAAAUUUUUUGAAUACAUAUAUCUUUAUAAGGAUGCAGUGAUGUAUCAGAUUGAACAACUGACAAAGCUGUGUUCCAAGAUUUCUUUGAGUGAGCCUUGGGAUCCUUAUGACAUUCCUGACAACUCAACUUACGAAGAUCAGUACUACAUUGGAGGACCAAGUGAUCAAAUUAUGGUCCAGGAAUGGUCUGACAGGAAGCCAGCUAGGAAAUUUGAAAAUUGGGUGGGAGUUUACACAGUCAAGGAUUGUUACCCAGUUCAGGAAACCUACACCAAGAAUUACAGUGUGACAACCUCAACUCGUUUCUUUGACCUCAAACUUGGGAUAAGUGACCCAUCUGUUUUCAUCCCUCCCAGCACUUGCCAGACAGCUCAGUCAGAAAAGAUGACUUAUGUAUGCUGAUGGUAGAUCUUGGCUUCUGCAGUACAUAUGAACCUCCACGAUCAUUAAGUAAAUCAAGAGACUCGAGAAUUUGCAGGGCUUCCUGACAUGGUGCCCUGGAGGGAACCACUGCUCUGUUCAUUAGAUGUUCUGGCAAGAUGAGGCAGCCCUCCGCUUCUGAACUACAGCGCUUCUAGGCAGGUGUCUGGCACCCCUCCAGCUCCAAAGUGAAAGAACCUCCUUGUACAGGCAUUUACCUGGCAUGGCUCACCAGUUACCUCCACCACAAGGCAAGAUUGGCCACUGCCUUGCCAUGGACUGCCAGCGCCCUAAGCUUUUCACGUGUGGUGCCCUAGCUGCUCCCAAUCCUCACUGUGUUUUGCCUUUUUUUGAGACUUGACUUUGUAAUCAAAUUGCAUAUCAAGAUGUUUCAGAGGCUCAGCUGGAAGAAAUCCAUGAGAGAUAGAUGCUACUAUUCUGCAAUAGAUAAGUUUGUGCUCCAGUACUGAAAGUUUAUAAAUAUGGUUAGCUUUCUCUAUAAUGGAAAACUAUUUGUCAUUCUGAGAUGGCUGUGGAGAAAAUAGUGGAAGGAAAUUAAGACUUGCUCGUUUUGUUUAACUUGGUUUUGUUUUUGAUUGGACUGCUUGUUUUGGACUACCAUUGCUUUUGUUCAGUUGUAUUAUAAUUAUAUUGUUCUUUGAAUAAAUUUCCUUUUCAUUUGUGAAGACCUUUUGGAAGGAAGAUUCCCAUUCUGCUUUAUCUUAUAAUAUCCCAUUUUCUUUCUUUCUUAAUGCUUUUUUCCCUUGUGUAUCUUAAAGUAGCUUAAUAAAUAUAUGCAAAUACAAAAAAA
This is a messenger RNA of Ahaetulla prasina, 1618 nucleotides long. It is a transcript of the gene EPDR1, whose product is annotated as ependymin related 1. Gene Ontology annotation, molecular function: calcium ion binding. The record is from RefSeq and is a predicted model, not a curated record. Gene Ontology annotation, biological process: cell-matrix adhesion. Gene Ontology annotation, cellular component: extracellular region; lysosome. Bases 139 to 789 code for a protein of 216 amino acids. Lineage: Eukaryota; Metazoa; Chordata; Lepidosauria; Squamata; Colubridae. The transcript has 4 exons.